UCUGCCAACUCUUUCUUCUUCUCAUUUUUUUUCUCUUUUGCAUUUAUUACCUUUAUAUAAUUAGUACAAAAAAAUCUUAAAGCUGAAAGGGAAAACAAAUAUUACUAUCUUUAUGCCACUUUCCGUUCAUUAAAAAACCUAUCUUUCCUGGAAAAUCUCGACUUUUUACCACUUUUCUGGCAGAAAUGCUCCUUAAGCUUCCUGGGUAGUGUUAAAAAAACUAGCUUGUUUGAGUUCUUCUGAAUAAUGGGUAAUAGCUUCAUUUGCAGGACAAAGAAAGAUACCAAAGAUAAUGGAUCAAGAAGCAAGAGAAUUGGGAGGUCUCAAAGGAAAAUGCUUGCAGAAGAAGAGUUUUUGCAUAGGCAAGCUUUGUCUAUGGCUCUUCAUCAGCACCGAUUGUCUCAGAGAUUUGAUGGAUCCAUGUCUAGGAGGAUUGGCUCUACCAGUCCUAGAAGACACUCUGAUUCAUUAGCUAAUAAUGAAAAAAAGGUAUCGGAAUCUCUUGAAAAUGUCAAGUUUAAAAGAAUUAUUCUGAUACAUGGAGAAGGCUUUGGAGCUUGGUGUUGGUACAAAACCAUUGCUCAGUUGGAGGAAGUAGGCCUUCUGCCUACUGCAUUGGAUCUCUCGGGCUCUGGUAUUGAUCUAACAGAUUCAAACACUGUCACUACAUUGGCACAAUAUUCAAAACCAUUGAUCCAUUAUCUAGAGAACCUUCCUGAAGAUGAGAAGGUUAUUUUGGUCGGUCACAGCAGCGGAGGUGCAUGCCUUUCAUAUGCAUUGGAGUGUUUCCCAGAGAAGAUCUCCAAAGCAAUUUUCCUUUGUGCUACAAUGGUGUCUAAUGGUCAGAGACCUUUUGAUGUCUUUGCUGAAGAGCUUGGUUCUGCUGAACAUUUCAUGCAAGAGUCACAGUUUUUUAUUUAUGGAAAUGGCCAAGAUAAGCCUCCUACAGGUUUCAUGUUUGAGAAACAGCUGAUAAAAGGGUUAUAUUUUAAUCAAUCGCCAACAAAGGAUGUUGCUUUGGCCAUGGUUUCCAUGAGACCUACCCCACUAGGUCCUAUCAUGGAGAAACUGUCAUUGUCCCCUGAGAAGUACGAAACCGGGCGGCGCUUCUACAUUCAGACAUUGGAAGAUCAUGCUCUUUCAUCAGAUGUGCAAGAGAAGCUAGUAAGAGAAAACCCGCCUGAAGGAGUUUUCAAGAUUAAAGGGAGUGACCACUGCCCAUUCUUCUCAAAGCCACAUUCGCUUCACAAAAUUUUAGUAGAAAUUGUUCAGAUUCCUUAGCUUAAUUUUCAGAUAAAAAAGAAAAACUGGUUAUUCUUUGAUCUUUUAUAUUUCUAUUUUCAGAAAGAAGACAAGACAGGCAGUUAAUUUUAUGUACAACACAAGAGCCACCUGUCUGUAAUUUAUUCUUUUCUUCUUGCAGUAAAGAGAUUGCUGUUAAUCUCUUGUAAUUUGCAUGUUUUCAAGUAACGCAAAUUUUUUGAUUAAUCAUAAGUACGGACGGCAAACACAUUAGAAUGAUUCUUUGUUUCAUUUCAUGGUACACCAUAGCCCUUUUUUCAUGCCCCACUUUCUUGAAAUUUGUUUAAAACUGAAUGAAAAUAUAAAUCAAAAGAAAAAAAAAAAAAAAA
Durio zibethinus is the source of this 1631-nucleotide messenger RNA. Its product is annotated as putative methylesterase 12, chloroplastic. NCBI's taxonomy places the organism in Eukaryota, Viridiplantae, Streptophyta, Magnoliopsida, Malvales, Malvaceae. The record is from RefSeq and is a predicted model, not a curated record. Gene Ontology annotation, molecular function: methyl indole-3-acetate esterase activity; methyl jasmonate esterase activity; methyl salicylate esterase activity. Gene Ontology annotation, biological process: jasmonic acid metabolic process; salicylic acid metabolic process.